CUGACUGGCGUGUGUGGGACGGACAGGACACUGCUGGAUUUGAAGGUGAGCGCUCCAUGGGAGAAUCUCAGAGUAGAGCAGAGGUUUGGGAGGAAGAUGGCCCUGCUCCCAGCCAAUAAGGACCUCAUUUCUAAAGGAGUGAAGGAAUUCAGUGUUCUGCUGAAUCAGCAGGUCUUUGAGGAUCCUCUUGUGUCUGAGGAUGACAUGGAAAAAGUGGUGAAUGACUGGAUGAACAUCUACAUCAACUAUUACAGCAAGCACGUUGUAGGGGAGCCUCAGGAGCAAGACACAGCUCUGAAGGAACUUCAGCAGGAGCUGAAGUCUCUGAGCAGCCCUUUCCUGGACAAGUACAAGACCUUCCUGAAAUCUCGGGAGCAUCCAAAUUAGACAUCACCUUCUCCUAGCUCUUCAACUCUCAAACACCCCUAAGCCCUGUCUCUGUGUGUUUUAUGUGUUUCAUUAUGGUAUUACUUUACAGUGACACCCCAAUAAAGACCAAGACUGGUUUUU
Molecule: messenger RNA, 510 nt
Organism: Dipodomys ordii (Ord's kangaroo rat)
Lineage: Eukaryota; Metazoa; Chordata; Mammalia; Rodentia; Heteromyidae
Gene: Ahsp
Product: alpha hemoglobin stabilizing protein
Exons: 3
Coding region: 97-387 (96 amino acids)
Biological process (GO): protein stabilization; protein folding; erythrocyte differentiation
Cellular component (GO): cytoplasm
Molecular function (GO): hemoglobin binding
Source: RefSeq, a predicted model, not a curated record